UUCUUUACAGUCACCAUCGACUCACACCAUGCUGUCCUCACUGCUUUCUUUAUCUGUUCUGUUGCCAAUUUCCUUUUUCUCAUGCUGUCCUCAUUGCCUUGUCUGUUUGUUUGCUUAGCUAAACUAAUCUAGUAGGAGUAUUACUUUAAUCAGUGUGAGGGUGAGCCGCUCGAUUGCAGAGCAAACAAAACCAAAAGGCUCAAGAAAGGGAUUAUUAAAAAGCCGGCGGCAGCAGCACAAUUCAGUGGGCAGAUUACCCGUGCAAAUGUAGUAGUGGGGGAAUGCGAAUAUAUGUAGCCUUCUCCCUGUCUUUUCCUUGGGCCUCUAACUAAGUUAGUUAAUUAGACUAUCUCUGUAUGUUCCUCAUGCACAGGUGAGGAAUCUUUCCUGCACAAAGCACCAUCAUCGAUCAUAGGGAUUAAUUACAGUAUCUUGCAGCUCAGCUGUGUGAUGGGUGCCAUAGCCCAUAGCUAGGUCACCCCAGCACCAACUUUUGAGGUUCUUGGAGAGGAGAGAGCCAGAGAGGUGAGUGACUGACUGAUCCUGCCGCUUUGCUAGAUUCAGAUCAAACGAUAUCUUUUUUCCCCCUCCCACUCAAAUCGUAUCUUACCUCGAAUAUCUCUCUUUUAUUUUCGAUCACUCUUGCAAAUCCUUGGAUUACUACUCGGAAAGGCUAAUCUUUUUGUUGAUCCAGCCCCGUCUGUUCGGUGCCUGCUUUGGCAAAGGCCAUUAUUGCCCUUUGUUUGCUGUCCUGACUCCUGAACCAGCACAAUUUACUCACACCUGUGGUAGUACUUGCUUGCUCGCCAUCAAUGCCCAGCUCGUGACCCCUGCAGUUUGCUGCAAAUCUCCUAUCGCGGUCAAGCGUGCGUAGGUGGAGUUCGACCGGGCUUCAUUUAUUUCCCCCAAAGAUUCGAGCUUCUUGAGCUUUCACAGCUCUGAAAUUUUGAGUGCGUUCUUGAGUUCUUGAGCCUUUAGCAAUCGCGGCUCUCUCUUUCCGGCGAAGAUUUCAAGCUCCGAGAUUCGAUUUUAGUGUGUUCUUCGAGGUUCGGCUGUCGCCUGUUGCAAAGAUCCCCCUUGUUCUUGCUUGCUUGAUUGCUUCUUCCAAGAUCUGAGCUUGUCGGAGUUGUUGGAACAAGCAAGAACCCCAAUCUUGAGCUUCUGGGAUCAUUUGAAGAAUCCAUGGGUUCUUGGUCCGGCCAUGGAGGAGGAGCGGCGGCGGUCGUCUUGGUGGUGGCGGUGCUGGUGACUUGGGCGGCGGCGGGGGUGGGCGCGAUAGGUGCGAACUGGGGCACGCAGGCGAGCCACCCGCUGCCGCCGGACACGGUGGUGAAGAUGCUAAAGGGGAACGGGUUCCAGAAGGUGAAGCUGUUCGACGCGGAGGACGGCACCAUGAGCGCGCUGAGGAAGAGCGGGCUGGAGGUCAUGGUCGGCAUCCCCAACGACCUGCUCACCACCAUGGCCACCAGCAUGAAGGCCGCCGAGAAGUGGGUCGACAAGAAUGUCUCCAACUACCUCAACGACGGCUGCAACAUCAGGUAUGUUGCGGUUGGUAAUGAGCCUUUCCUGUCGACAUACAAUGGAAGCUUUCUGCAGAGCACUUUUCCUGCCCUCCGAAAUAUACAAAGCGCACUUGUAAAGGCUGGUUUGAGCAAUCAAAUUAAAGUAACCGUUCCUCAGAAUGCUGAUGUCUACCAAACAUCAACUUCCAAGCCUUCUGACGGGGAUUUCCGCACAGAUAUUCAUGAUCGGAUGCUCGAAAUUGUGAAAUUUCUGAGUGACAAUGGUGGAGCUUUUACUGUCAAUAUCUACCCUUUCAUAAGCCUCUACAUUGAACCAAACUUCCCCAAAGACUAUGCCUUCUUCGAGGGGGCUGCAUCGCCUAUUGUUGAUGGCUCUGCAACAUACACAAACAUGUUUGAUGCAAACCAUGACACACUCAUAUGGGCUUUGAAGAAGAAUGGGUAUGGAAAUCUGCCGAUCAUCAUUGGGGAGAUAGGCUGGCCAACUGAUGGAGACGUGAACGCAAAUGCUCAGUUUGCUCGGCUCUUCAACCAAGGCUUCAUGACACAUAUCGCCACCGGGCGAGGGACACCGAUGAGGCCUGGACCAAUCGAUGCCUACUUAUUCAGUCUAAUCGAUGAGGAUGAGAAGAGUAUACAGCCAGGAAAUUUCGAGCGCCACUGGGGAAUCUUUACCUACGAUGGCCUCCCAAAGUAUGAACUGACCUUGGGGACAGCCAACUCACAGCUUCAAAGAGCAAGCGGUGUGAAGUACCUUGAGAAGAAGUGGUGUGUGCUGAAGCCUUCUGCCAACCUUAACGAUGCAAAGCUUCCAGAUACUGUGAGCUACGCAUGCUCCAUGGCAGACUGCACCAGCCUUGGCUACGGGACUUCUUGCGGAGGGCUGGAUACUCGGAGCAACAUCUCGUAUGCCUACAACAGCUUCUUCCAGAAGAACGAUCAAGACGACGUAGCCUGCGGGUUCUCGGGCUUCGCUACAAUCACAGGCCAAAACCCCAGCACCGGGACAUGCAGAUUCGGAAUCAUGAUCGAGGUCGACUCGGCCUUCUCGUGGAAGCCGCAGCGUGUCAAAAACAACUACCUCCUGAUGCUUUUGCUUGUGAUUGUUCAUCUCUGCCUGUCAUUCUCAUAGGCUCUUGUUUCGCAAAGAGAUGGUGAUAAGAGCAUCAAGAAUCAGCUGACAGCUUGAGGAUAUUUGAUGUCUGCUGCCAGUGUGUUCAUCCCAGUAGGAACCUUUUCAAGUUCUUUCUUUUUCUCAUUUUUCUCCUUCCUUUCGAUGGAUGGAUGUGGAUGCCACAGUGGCAUGGUUGAAUUCUUGUUAGCGUAGCCGGUACCGUUGUGAUUGGGAUGUUGAUGAUGUUGCACUGAGCCAUUGAUCCCCAGGAAUGUAAGUGAGGGCAUAGCCGCAUAGCUUCCAUUUUUGUUA
This is a messenger RNA of Brachypodium distachyon (stiff brome), 2949 nucleotides long. Its product is annotated as glucan endo-1,3-beta-glucosidase 6. Gene Ontology annotation, biological process: carbohydrate metabolic process. The record is from RefSeq and is a predicted model, not a curated record. Gene Ontology annotation, cellular component: plasma membrane. The coding region runs from base 1183 to 2655 and encodes 490 amino acids. Gene Ontology annotation, molecular function: hydrolase activity, hydrolyzing O-glycosyl compounds. The transcript is spliced from 2 exons. NCBI's taxonomy places the organism in Eukaryota, Viridiplantae, Streptophyta, Magnoliopsida, Poales, Poaceae.